Messenger RNA from Chionomys nivalis (European snow vole), 6121 nucleotides. It is a transcript of the gene Erc2, whose product is annotated as ELKS/RAB6-interacting/CAST family member 2. The coding region runs from base 334 to 3666 and encodes 1110 amino acids. Gene Ontology annotation, cellular component: cytoskeleton of presynaptic active zone. Gene Ontology annotation, molecular function: structural constituent of presynaptic active zone. The record is from RefSeq and is a predicted model, not a curated record. Lineage: Eukaryota; Metazoa; Chordata; Mammalia; Rodentia; Cricetidae. The transcript is spliced from 18 exons. Gene Ontology annotation, biological process: maintenance of presynaptic active zone structure; neuromuscular synaptic transmission; regulation of synaptic plasticity.
CCCCCUCGGCCCCGCCCGGCCCGGCCCCGGCGCUCGGCGCUGGCCGCGCUCCCCGCUGCCUCCUCGCGCUGCCCGCGCUGCCCGCGCUCCGCUGUCUCGCGCUCCUGGUCGCUCCGGCUCCUCUCGGCAGCCCGGAGCCGCGGCCACGCGAGGUUGUAAAAAUCCAUGUGGGACCGCGCCGGGGCGAGCAUCGCUAAGAUCUCUGAGUGGAGCCAUUUCCCAGCACAGACUAUACAGAAUGUGGUGAGAAUUCUGGCCUGUGGAGGAAUUGGUUUAAACUCUAAGGUUGCCUAGCAUCUCUUCUCUUGAAUAGCACCACAUCGCAGAAGAAAAAUGUAUGGAAGUGCAAGAACCAUCACUAAUCUGGAAGGUAGCCCUUCCAGAUCACCUCGUUUGCCAAGGUCUCCUCGGUUGGGCCACCGAAGAACAAGCAGUGGGGGAGGGGGAGGGACAGGCAAGACUCUGUCCAUGGAGAAUAUCCAGUCCCUUAAUGCAGCCUAUGCCACAUCUGGACCCAUGUACUUGAGUGACCAUGAAGGGGUGGCGUCCACAACUUACCCAAAGGGUACGAUGACUCUGGGCAGGGCCACGAAUCGAGCUGUGUAUGGAGGCCGGGUCACAGCCAUGGGGAGUAGUCCCAAUAUUGCGUCCGCUGGACUUUCCCACACGGACAUUCUUUCCUAUACGGAUCAACACGGGGGGCUGAGCGGCUCAUCCCAUCACCACCACCACCAGGUGCCCUCCAUGUUGAGGCAGGUAAGAGACAGCACCAUGUUGGAUCUUCAAGCUCAGCUCAAAGAAUUGCAGAGAGAGAAUGACCUCCUACGGAAGGAGCUUGACAUUAAGGACAGCAAACUGGGAUCGUCCAUGAACAGCAUCAAGACUUUCUGGAGUCCCGAGCUCAAGAAAGAGAGAGUGCUGAGAAAAGAGGAGGCAGCUCGGAUGUCUGUCCUCAAGGAGCAGAUGAGGGUUUCUCACGAAGAAAACCAGUUAUUGGAUGCCAGAAGAACCAAGCACCUGCAGUUGACCAUCCAGGCCCUUCAGGAUGAGCUGCGGACCCAGAGAGACCUCAACCACCUCCUGCAGCAAGAGAGCGGCAACCGAGGAGCAGAGCACUUCACCAUCGAGCUGACGGAGGAGAACUUCCGCAGGCUCCAAGCUGAGCAUGACAGACAGGCCAAGGAGCUGUUCCUUCUGCGGAAGACAUUGGAGGAAAUGGAAUUGAGAAUUGAAACACAGAAACAGACUCUCAAUGCCCGAGAUGAGUCCAUUAAAAAGCUCCUGGAGAUGCUGCAGAGUAAAGGGUUACCAUCCAAAAGCCUCGAGGAUGACAGUGAGCGCACGCGGCGGAUGGCAGAGGCAGAGUCUCAGGUCAGCCACUUGGAAGUGAUUUUAGACCAGAAGGAGAAGGAAAACAUCCAUCUGAGAGAGGAAUUGCACCGAAGGAGCCAACUUCAGCCGGAGCCAGCCAAGACCAAGGCUCUCCAGACCGUCAUCGAGAUGAAGGACACAAAAAUUGCUUCACUGGAGCGAAACAUCCGGGACCUGGAGGAUGAGAUCCAGAUGUUGAAAGCCAAUGGUGUGCUUAACACGGAGGAUCGUGAGGAGGAGAUCAAGCAAAUCGAGGUGUACAAAAGCCACUCCAAGUUUAUGAAGACCAAGAUUGACCAGCUGAAGCAGGAACUUUCCAAGAAGGAGUCAGAACUUCUUGCCUUACAAACAAAGCUUGAAACCCUUAGCAAUCAAAAUUCAGAUUGCAAGCAACACAUCGAAGUGCUUAAAGAGUCACUUACUGCCAAAGAACAGAGGGCUGCCAUCCUUCAGACAGAGGUAGAUGCGCUGAGAUUACGCCUGGAAGAGAAAGAAUCUUUUCUCAAUAAGAAAACGAAACAGUUGCAAGACCUCACAGAAGAGAAGGGGACCCUAGCUGGAGAGAUCCGUGACAUGAAAGAUAUGUUAGAAGUAAAGGAAAGAAAAAUCAAUGUUCUUCAGAAAAAAAUUGAAAACUUGCAAGAACAACUUAGGGAUAAGGACAAACAACUGACCAACCUGAAAGACCGAGUCAAGUCCUUGCAGACAGAUUCCAGCAACACAGACACUGCUCUGGCCACACUGGAGGAAGCCUUGUCAGAAAAGGAGAGAAUAAUAGAGCGUUUGAAAGAGCAAAGGGAGAGAGAUGACCGGGAGAGACUAGAAGAGAUAGAAUCCUUUCGAAAGGAGAACAAAGACCUCAAAGAAAAGGUCAAUGCUUUACAGGCUGAACUCACGGAGAAAGAGUCCAGUUUAAUCGACCUCAAAGAACACGCGUCUUCAUUAGCUUCUGCGGGACUGAAGAGGGACUCCAAAUUAAAAUCUCUAGAAAUAGCCAUCGAACAAAAGAAGGAGGAGUGUAGCAAAUUGGAAGCACAGCUUAAAAAGCAAGCUGAGCAGUUGUUCAAUCAGAUGUACAACCCAGCACAUAAUAUUGAAGAUGACUCCAGGAUGAACCCUGAGUUUGCAGACCGACUGAAGCAGCUGGACAAGGAAGCCUCUUACUAUCGCGAUGAGUGCGGCAAGGCGCAAGCGGAGGUGGACAGGUUGCUGGAGAUCCUCAAGGAGGUGGAGAACGAAAAGAAUGACAAAGAUAAGAAGAUUGCCGAGCUUGAGAGGCAUAUGAAAGAUCAGAAUAAGAAGGUGGCUAGCCUCAAGCACAACCAACAGCUGGAGAAGAAGAAAAAUGCCCAGUUAUUAGAAGAAGUCCGCCGGCGCGAAGAUAGCAUGGUCGACAACUCACAGCAUUUGCAGAUAGAGGAGCUGAUGAACGCGCUGGAGAAGACCAGACAGGAGCUGGAUGCCACCAAAGCGCGCCUUGCCUCCACCCAGCAGUCUCUGGCCGAAAAGGAAGCACACCUAGCCAACCUCCGCCUAGAGAGGAGGAAACAGCUAGAGGAAAUCCUGGAGAUGAAACAGGAAGCACUUCUUGCGGCCAUUAGUGAAAAAGAUGCAAACAUUGCCUUGCUGGAAUUGUCUGCCUCCAAAAAGAAAAAGACCCAGGAAGAAGUCAUGGCUCUGAAGCGGGAGAAAGACCGGCUGGUGCAUCAGCUAAAGCAGCAGACGCAGAACAGAAUGAAGUUGAUGGCAGACAACUAUGACGACCAUCACCAUUACCACCACCACCAUCACCACCACCACCGAUCUCCUGGGAGGUCACAGCAUUCCAACCACAGGCCCUCUCCGGACCAGCUGUCAGAAAGGUUGGCUAAAGGGAAAGCUCCGCACUGCAGUCAUUGCCACGUAAUCUCCUGCAGCGUGGCUGUCUCCAUUGCCCACCACCAGCCUCAGCGGCAGGUCCCAACGGAAGGGGGAUCCUCACCUUCACAUUCCUGCGUAAUUCUGGUCACCUUAUCCCUCCUGCAUUUGGGUGUAUGGGAAAGAAAGAGUAUGAAGGAGGAGAAAGAUGACAGUCCUUUCAUUUUCUGUCAGGAUUUGGACCUUUACAGUGUGACCGGCUCUGCUGAAAGCCACGUGGUGAGCAUUUUAUUUCUGCUGCUUUGCCUCCUGGAUACACCGGCACUGCACGGGAUUCAAGCUGUGGAUUCAGUGUCUGUUGGACAGCUUGCUCUAUCUCCUAAUAUCCUGCUGGUCGGUCCAAGUGGUCCUAACACAUCAGAUUACCAUGCAGUCUAAACUUGCUGCGGAUGAGUGCUGCUGGUGGCGUUGAUACACUAUGGUGCGUGGAGUGUUUGACAAGGAAACCAAAAGACCAAAAAUUGAGAGCCCUCCUCUAUUUCUUUAAUCUGUCAGUCAAGAAACGACAUUUCGAUGGUGUUAUCAGUUGUUACCUCUGGGCCAGGUUGGAAAUGAAAUCAAUUUUUUAAACCACUAAUAACUUGCCAAGAAAUCGCCUUAUGAGAACAUGGUGUGUGUCUCUGACAGUGCGUGGCACAUCUAAAUUGGUCAUUCAUAAUUUUACUGUCCUGUUCAUGUGCAAGAGAGUGGCAAAAGCCUGAGGCAUCUGCGUGCGGCUACUCCACCUGCUCCUUGAACCCCACACACUGGGACGUGACCUGGCCUCAGGCUCUUCUCGUUCUCACACAUGCAGGUCUCCAUGAAGAAGCUGAGAGAUUCAUUCAUGUUUCAAGAUCCAAAUGCUGUGCAAGCAGUGAGUGUGAGCUUGGGUUUUCUCUAAAUGAAGGGUCAUUUCUCACUGUUUUUUUUUCCUUAAGAAAAUGUCUCUAAUGUGGAUUCCAAAGCAUUUUCAGCAUCAAACGUGCAAGCAUUGAUGAAUGAAGAACAAUCAUAAAAGUUGUGUGUCUGUAAAUAGCAUUGCACAGGCUGUCUGUGGGUACAGUAGAGUCGUUAUCUAAAGCACAUGCCAGAGAAAGAGACCACAUUCCGAGGUCUUCUACAUACAAUGACAAGGUACUUAGGAGAUUUCUACUCCUGCUGCUUCCUCUGAAGAUAAAAAAUGAUUAGUCAUUACAACUUCAUACAAAACACACAACUGAGCCUGGCAAAUGUGCAGCUCUUGGAUUGACCCAUUCUUGUCGAGGGGAGGAACCCUCCUUCCUGCAUUCCUAAAGGACAAACAGUGAAUUUUAGCAUGAGUGGCCUUAAUAAAUACAAUUGUCUUUCUUUGCUGCUGUGGAAAGGGUUCUAAGCAGAAGCUGCUGAAAUCUUGCAUUGAAUCAAAUCAUUAUUACUUUCCAAAAUGUUGGUGCAAUUAACUCUGGACCUCUCUCAUGAGCCAUAGAGAUAGAAGACAAACCCCUUGUUUGCUGGGGAAAGGAAACUGUUCCUGAACUGCACCCUUUAUUCCUGGUGCAUCAGGACUGAUAUAUUCAAACAGGUUUCCUGCUGUGGGCUUCGUUCUUGUCGGUAAAUUGUGAACUAUGUAAAGCUUACAUGUUAACAUAAAUGAUCCAAAUACAUUCGUGUUUUAAAAGUUUGACCUUUAACUAUCAAAAGGAUGUAGGUCAUUGUUAGAGAAGGGAGCAGAGUUCUUUGCAAGUUUAUUUAGUAUUCUUUGGUGGAGUGUGGCAAUGAAAACCCAAGCCACAGACUGGUCCCCAGGUAUGGUUUGGGUAUCCUCAGAGAAGUCCUCACAGCCUACCACCAGGUCAUGACUUGAACUCUGCAACUAAAUACUUGAAAUAGGAAGUAGGAGAACCAGGAUGGUAAAUGGGGUCCUUGAAGUAGCACACAAAGCGAUCAAUCAUGUGUAUUUACCUAUUUCUACAUUUGUGCCAAUUUUGUCACAGCUAUUGUUUGGGGGAUCUUUUUUUGGCCCCACUUUUGUUGGUUGAAAGUAUUUUUGAUCUUACAUUCAUGCAAAUGUAUAAUUUGGUCCCUGGAAAAGUGAAUUCCAUCUAACACAACAUCUUUUCCCAUUUUCUGUAAUAUUCUCUGACGUUUGGGGGUUACAAAAGAAACCCCUUUUCACACAUUGAAAAUAGUGUCUGGGUUUACAACAAACACUGUGAUGUUCGGAAGGUAUUUCCUUUCUGCAACCUUGAGCAGGCUCCCUUCUAAUCCAGUAUGAUUGAAGCUAAACAAAAACAAGGUUGUGCUAACCCUUAGGAGGAACUGGUUUAAGUCUUACCUUGCGCAAGAGCAGGCUUGUAUUUAUAACCCCUUUUGAUUUCUAUAUACAGUGUCGAUUUUGUAUUUAAUGAUCUUGUGUAUUCAGUAUGCACCUUCACAGUGUGUCCACUCUCCUUUGAAAGUGGGUUUGACUUUUUAAACAGUGUUUAUGAUGAGACCUCAAAUGUGUUGCUAUAAGCCCUCUCUGCCGUGUUGUUGUGUAGAGUUGCAUUUGGAUGCUGCCAGGGGUCCAUGUAUCUAGUUCCCUGAGACCCUUGUUUGAUAGUGCUUCUUGUAAUAUUUCUUCAAGUGAGUGGCAUGUGGGUUGUGAUAUUGACCAUGUGAUUAUGGACAUCGAUAUGAAAAAUAAAUAAUAAAUAAAUAAAAUUAAGGAACCCUCAAAACUACCAAUGGGCAUGUAUUAGCCAGUCAUUGUAACCUCAUGUCUAGUAGAAAUACCAUGUGCAAGUAUGUACAGCUCAUAACUUUGUUAUCAUGUGUAUGAGGAGUACUUUGUGCUGAUUGUCUUAUUUAUAUUCAUCAAAUAAACCUUGUUUCU